This is a messenger RNA of Pseudozyma hubeiensis SY62, 303 nucleotides long. RefSeq names its product aminopeptidase 2. NCBI's taxonomy places the organism in Eukaryota, Fungi, Basidiomycota, Ustilaginomycetes, Ustilaginales, Ustilaginaceae. The record is from RefSeq and is a predicted model, not a curated record. Bases 1 to 303 code for a protein of 100 amino acids. The transcript has a single exon.
AUGGCACUGGUCGAACGCUUCAGGCAGCUUCGGCAGCGCUCAAUGAAAGAUCUUCCCGAAGCUGAUGACUGCUCUCGACCCUGUGGAAAAAUCAACGUUUUACCCCGCAGCCUUGUUCUGCAGACUCAAGCCGAUGCUCGCCUGACAGUGCCGUCAACAAGCUGGUUUAGACUCGGCCGUGACCACACCCCUCAUAGACACGCUCCUCACACUCAGUCUCGACUGGCAACUCUGCACAAGACUGUCCGAUUGAAGAUAGAUACGACCGGGCUCGCGCAAGGGUACAUAUACAGUGUAGCCUAG